AAUUGCUUCCCCUUCAAAGUUCAACUUCACUCUCACAAAGGCAAAAGAAAGGAAUUGAAGGAAGUGAAGAGCUAGCAGAGUGGAAGAGUAGAUACACAGGAGGAUUAGUUGAAGAAGAAGAAGAAGAUGAAGAUGAGUAAUGGUUCCAUGGGUAACUCUAAGAGAAGACUGUCAAGCAGAGGACUAGGAGGUAUUGUCAGAGAGCAAAGGGGAAGACUCUACAUAAUAAGGAGAUGUGUAGUCAUGCUUCUCUGCUGGCAUGAAUGAAGUGCUUGCUGGAGAUCUUAUUAUUUUGUUUCCCUAGUCGUCGGGGUUCAUCGUCGACGGCCUACCGCCUUUUUUUCUUCUUUUUCUUGAGUGUAAAUAGCAGAAAGGCAAAUGUUAUGAGAAUUACUAAGUUUUGUAUCAGUAAUGCCCAUUUGGGCAAACAUCCUACAUUGAAAAAAAGCUUUAAAGCUUAAUUAAAAGUUUCACUUCUGUU
Messenger RNA from Telopea speciosissima, 481 nucleotides. RefSeq names its product small polypeptide DEVIL 4-like. Gene Ontology annotation, biological process: negative regulation of cell population proliferation. The record is from RefSeq and is a predicted model, not a curated record. Bases 127 to 267 code for a protein of 46 amino acids. The transcript has a single exon. NCBI's taxonomy places the organism in Eukaryota, Viridiplantae, Streptophyta, Magnoliopsida, Proteales, Proteaceae.